GUUGGGCAUCAGUCUAUGAAUCCGGAAGGAUCAAAAUGAAAAAAAGGUGUUCGCUUUGCCCAGUAUUCAGUGGUAUUAGCGCAACGCAACAUGGCCAGAAGUUACUACAUGACCAUGAUGACUGUAGUGUAGUAGUCUGAGUAAUCAUGCUACUAGUAUCUAAAUGCGCUCAGUGUUCAAUCUUGACUCUUGAGCAGGCGUAAACCUUCUUUUUGUGAGGUCUUGGUCACCGUUGCAACCGCGUUAGCAGUUACUAGUAUUUUUACUUCUGCACUGCACUGCGUUCCAAAGUUGAUAGCAGCUAGCAGGUGUAUUCGCCGGCAACUGAAAGUCUGCAUCGAUCUAAACUUAGUUUACUACAUGUACUAAUAAUACUAUAAGGUUUCCCUGGCCGGCGGCAUGCAGCCGCUUGUCCAAUAAUUGCGGCAACCCUGCACAGUCUGUGUGUGACUCUGAUCAAUGGACAAGAGAAACACGUGUAGUCGUGCUGCUCGCCGCGCUUCGUCCGUCCCUAACGCAGCAGCUGCUGCUGGGUCAGGAGAUGCAGCCUGACGCGACCUAGCCCGCUGAACAACUGUUUCAGAAUCAAGGGGACGGCAUAUUGUCAGUUGAAGUCCAUAAUUGGAGACUAACAUCAUGGCAACUGUCCCGCUGCUCAGUGAUAUUGUCAUCACGAAUCAGUUGCUGGGACGUGGUAGGUUUACGACAGUUCAUAAGGCCAAGCAGCAGGGUGUAGAUGUUGCAGCUAAGGUCUACAACUUUGCCAGUGCAAGCCAGCCCAGUGAACACCUCUCCAGGCUGCUCUGCUCUCAGUUGGCUCAAGUCGUUGAGUUGUGUCAUCCACACCUUGUUGCCAUUAUUGGUGUGUACCAGGCUCAGUUCAACCAGCCCAUGAUAAUCUCACCCAUCAUGGAGCUAGGCAGUGUCCACUCGCGCAUCCUGGCCAACAAUUUACCCAAGCUGUCUUUUCGAGAUGCACUGGACAUUGUGUUGGGAGUGCUGCGUGGGCUCCGGUUUCUACAUGAGCAACGCUGUGCUAUUGUUCACUCCCGCCUCUCUGAUUACAAUGUAUUACUGCAAGGCGAUGGUUGCGCUAAGAUCUCUGACUACGGCAUGGCCUCUUUCUUGGCCAAGGCAUUCCCAGACCGUGAUCUUCACUGUGGAGACAUAGUGGCCUUUCUUCCACCAGAGGUGAUAACAAAAGGACAUGCACCCACUGUCAAAGCCGAUGUCUUUGCCGUAGGCGUUCUGCUUAUGGAAUGUGUUCUUGGUAGCGUGCCAGCCGCUGGGGAGAACCUGGACAACCAGACGGCUACAAGACGAAGAAUGGCUGACUUGCAUCGACUUCACAGCUGUGGGGUGAAGGGCAGUGGUCUUCCUGGACUGGUACAGCACUGCUUCGAGCCUCAACCCACCAAGCGACCAAGCUGUAUGCAAUUAGAAGCAGAUAUCCAAGCUAUGUGUGCAUCCACGGACUACAUGUGGAGUGAAGAGCGCUUGCUGAAGAGAACUGAUGAGGUCUCGUCCGACUAUGCUGUUCCUCGUCAGAAUGCGCCGAUUGCUCUAUUAACGAAAGCGGAACGCAAGAGCAACCAGUGGGCUGAGUUUGAGCAGUUGUCACCAACAAGUUCAGCGGGAAGAAAUGACCUACACUCAUCCACCCUGGAUGAACUGAAUAGUCUGAGCAAUCAGAUGUCCCCAAACACGGGUGCAGCAGCAGACAGAAAACCUCAGUCUCCAUCAAGCGUGCAGUCAACUUCUAGCAAUAGCCAACAUGCUGAUUUGGAUUCUGUGUCAGCUGCAAUCCAGUAUUCCAUGUCCCAAGGUGGUUGUGUUCUAGACGGGGGCAGUGAUAGCAGUAUGCCUCACUAUGCUGAGAUCCCUUCAGAGUUAGUUAAAGCAGCUGGCCACGCACCACGGUCUGUACGCAACUCUCCUUUAGACACUGCAGCAUCCACACCAGCAACAGCAACAACAACGAGCACAGGACACACAGGUGACGGUACUCGAGCAUCUGCUACUGCAUCCCUGUACGUCAACAGCACUAGGUCAAGUGACGUAGAGGACCCUUACUCGUACAAUCAGCUGUUACCUGGAGGAGGCACGCCCACUGUUCCACAUGAAGGAAGCACAGCCACUGUUCCACGUGGAGGAAGCACAGCCACUGUUCCACAUGGAGGAAGCACAGCCACUGUUCCACAUGGAGGAAGCACACCUACUGUUCCACAUGGAGGUGAUCAGCCUGGAAGUGCUGAUCACUACAGUUCACCAUCCUCACUGGCUGUCUCACUGGCUGUUGAUAACAAUCACUUGAUCAGUUCCGGUGACUGUUUGCCGCCGGAAGCUUCGGCACGCUCUUCCAAAGAGUCUUCUACGGGAUCAUUCUCAGCACGCAGCAGCAGCAGCAGCUAUCAUGCACCUAACCUGCUGACCAGCAGCAGCAGCAGCAGCAGCAGCAGCAAUCAUGCGGCGGCGGCUAACCCCCCGCUAACCAGCAGCAUGCAUUCUCCCAGUCCAACUGAAAGUCACUACAAUGUUCCAUCAGCCGCACCAGUGACUGCGACCAGUAGCAGUGGCUACAUGAAUGUGCCGGCAUCAUCAGUUCAGGUGGUUUCCAUGGCAGUCGAUGCGGCAACACACUAUCACACACCAGUACCAUUGAUCACCUGUGCAGCAGCUGGUAGCAGCACACAGCAAACACACCAACAAGAUACCAGCAGCACUGUCAUUUCUGCUGCUGCUGCUGCUGUGUACAGCACUCCCAGCAGUAGUCUAGUGGUGGACCAUUCCAUUGCAUCGGCAUCAUCACCGCGGCGCAGCACCUCUUCUACGUUUGACUCGCAUAGUGAUAAUGUCCAUAGUGAUAAUGUCCAUCAAUCUGGUGCUGCAGCGCCAUCUGACGUCCUUCCUCCCAAAUUGCCACCAAAAACCCGCUCAGCAGCAGCCGCAGCGCAGGCAUCAGCACAAAGCUCUGGAUUGACGCCAAAUACUCAGCACAUUCCAUCAAGUGAGUGCUCACCUUCUCCCUUACUUCCGCAUACGGAGGAGGCGUGUUCUACAGCUACAAAACCACCACUACCACCACUACCACUACCAUUACCAGCUCCAACCCCAUCAUCAGCAGCGAUUGCUGCCACUAACACAAGUCCAAGCAAUGUGGACAGCAUAUCCAGUUCCUCAAGCUAUGCCAAUGCUCCCAGUCAGAAGAAGCUAACGGUUGGUGAAAACUAUUUCAAUGUACCAUUGACAACAGCACACCAUGCCCUACCUUCACCAAACGUGUUAACAGCCUUGCACUCACACCAAGACUAUGCUAAAACAUCUUUUUCUGGAGGGUUCACUGUUUCACCAACCUCUGCACAGCCUGUUUCGCCAACAGCUACGCGGCAGCCUGUCUCGCCAACAGCUACGCGGCAGCCUGUCUCGCCAACAGCUACUACGCGGCAGCCUGUCUCCAAUGUACCACCACCUAUUCCGCCCACAAUCCGUACAUUACCUGAUUCUUCCGGCAAGGGCAAGCGUCAGGAGACGCAGCCUGUUUUGCCAUCCACACCUCCUACCACACCACCUGAUCCCUUUUCACUGCCGGAUCCCUUCGGCAAUGACCAGCUUGAUUUCCCCGAUCCUCCCACAACUGGCAAUGAGGAUGCCUUCAGCAGUGCCACCUUCCAGCUCGAUCUCCCUGAUCCUCCUACACCUGGUAGUGAUGCCGCCGCCGGUCAUGCACCCCCGCCGCUAUCACCAACUGAUUGGUCAACUGAUUGGUCUGGUUUUAACCACCACCAGCCACAACACCAGCCGGCAUCACCAUCCUCACAAGUGUUUUCUCAGUCUAGGAAUCUAGACAAUAGCAACAAGACUCCCAGUGCUGUAGCAGUGCGGCUUAGCAGCACUGAUGACAACGAUUCACCCACUCCAGCUAGGAUAGACUGGACUGCAACCUCUCUACGGGGAACUAAUCCACUGGACGAUACCGCCACCACCAACAACAACACCAACCACACUACCACCACCAGCAACAACACCGCCAUCAGCAGCAGCAUCCUCAUCAGGGGCGUAGAUCAGUCAUCACAUGCGCCACGUAAUAAUCCUGCUGAGUCUAUUGCAGCAGCAUCAACCUCUCGGCCACGCAGCAGUACACAUUCUGGGUCGCUUUUUCCAAAAGCUAAGCCACGUAGACAAAAGGUGCUUGCCAAUUCUGAGUUAUCUAGAGCUGCAUCAGUUCGCAUGGUGCCUGAAGCAACCAGCAGCAACAAUGACUACAGCGCUGACCCAGUGUCCCCAGCUCUCCGAGCUACACUUGAAGCUGCUGCUGCGGUCGCAGCUAGUAGUAGGCCAAGCCCUGGCCAGGAAAGCAAUGUGGACUGGCAACAACUAGGUACAACAACACAUGGUCGUGCAGCAAGAAGUGCUAGUCUAUGUCACACUCCGCUCCCUACAACCAACCCGCAACCAACUGCUAAUUUGCCCCUGACACUACGUGCACCAGCUCAGACAUCUGAUGAGCAAUUUGGCCAUCUUGUGCUUCACCCUGCUGUUGCUGCUGCUCGUCGCUCUACAGUGACUGGUUCAGUUACCAUAGGCUUGCCCCUAAAUAGCACCACUCCUUCCGACAGUGCCACCAGUAUUAGAACUUCUCCGAUUGCCCAUUCUACACAUCAUCUGCCCCUAGCUACAGGUGACGCAGAUGACGUUGAUGAUGGCGAGUCGUCUGUUGCACGUCACCAGGCCAGUGGCCAGUCUCGACAAUUCUCAGCACGGAGAUCAACAGUCAGCGGUGCUUCCACAGGAUUGCAAUCACACGCUGCCGGUCAGGGAUUCCAUACAAUCCAUCGCUCGUCGGCAAUGACACCUGACACUGAUUGGAACCGUGCGACUGGCAGCCACACGUUGGGUCACCCUGGCUCAAGGCAUGGUUCGACUGGCAGCCACACGUUGGGUCACCCUGGCUCAAGGCAUGGUUCAGCAAGGUCAGCGACACUAGCACCACCUCGCCCAGAACGUCGCAUGUCCAGUAGUGUCACAUCCAUGACUUGGUACUACAAGGGAUUGAGUAGAAUAGAGGCAGAAGAUCUACUUGCACCGAAAUCUGUGGGUACAUUCUUAUUGCGGGAUGGAUCGGCCCAUGGUGGUCUCUUCUCCAUAUCCCUAAGGGUGGCUGACAGGUGCAAACAUUUCCGUAUUGUCCUUGAUGAGCUGGGUCACUAUCGCGUGCCAGGCUGGCCAUUGAGACACCAGAGUAUGUCCGAUCUCUUGAGAUACCACAUGAAACACCCAAUUUCCGAUUGUGCAGAGGACAUCUUGAUCAUUCCAUGUCGCAAACAAUGACAUGGACGAUUGUGCAGAGGACAUCUUGAUCAUUCCAUGUCGCAAACAAUGACAUGGAUGAUUGUGCAGAGGACAUCUUGAUCAUACCAUGUCGCAAACAAUGACAUGGACCACAUGUCGCUCGCUGCGCAAGAUAUCAAUGGGAAGUUGCGGUCUACUUGAUAGUACAUAUCGUAAAGUUGUUGCAUUCCGGUACCUGAUUAUUUUCUCAUUUUCCUAUUUUCACUAACUUCCCUAUUAUAAUAUAUCCCUCAAGAGUAGACCUACAUCAUUUCUCUCCAGUUUUAAAUGAUUCAAUAUCUGAAAUCUUUUAAUAAGAUGAAUUUAUGUUACUUAGUUCACACCAGGAUGCACACAGCCCACCCACUUAUAGAUUCCAUCAUCUGAUGUACCAGUUCAAGCAGGAUCUUGUUAUCUUUCAUGAUCUAUUUACAAUGUACUUUUUUAUGAUACUAAUAGUAGCAGCAUAGAAGACGAGAAGUAUGGAUAGGAAAACAUUAAAAAUGACAGCACACCUCCCUUCUCACAGUCA
Sycon ciliatum is the source of this 5860-nucleotide messenger RNA. Its product is annotated as mucin-2-like. Gene Ontology annotation, molecular function: protein serine/threonine kinase activity; ATP binding. The record is from RefSeq and is a predicted model, not a curated record. NCBI's taxonomy places the organism in Eukaryota, Metazoa, Porifera, Calcarea, Leucosolenida, Sycettidae. Gene Ontology annotation, biological process: protein phosphorylation. The transcript has 6 exons. The coding region runs from base 637 to 5328 and encodes 1563 amino acids.